AUGCCGACGUCGGGGUCAGAGCCGUCAGAGGCUAAAGCGAUAACGACGACGACGCUGACAACGGAAACCCACCACCUCACCCCCCUCGAGCCGCUGAACCCCGACCUCCAUGAGCGAGCAUGGUGCUCGACGCCGCACCCGACACUCCCCCUGCUAGCCACGGCGCACGGCAAGUCCGUCACCGUCUUCUCCCUGUCGACACUGUCGAGCCACAGCUCCCUGACGGGCGGCCACACGCGAUCGGUGCGGUGCGCGGCAUGGAAACCCAACCUCGGUCCGAACAAGCUGUGCCUGGUGACAGGGAGCUUUGACUCCACAGCCGGGAUGUGGCGGUGGGAGGACCACAGCGACGUGGCGAGGGAGAAGGAGAUCACGGCUGACGGAUCGGACUCGGAAAGCAAUGCUGGCGGCGCCGUUGACUGGGAGUUUACUCUGGUUCUCGAGGGCCAUGACUCAGAGAUCAAGUCAUGCGCCUUCAGCCCGUCAGGCGGCCAUCUGGCGACAUGCUCUCGCGACAAGUCGGUCUGGGUGUGGGAGGAUAUUGGGGCAUCCGAAGCCGACGACGAGUGGGAGACGAUCGCCGUCCUCAACGAGCACGAGGCUGACGUCAAGGCUCUGGCGUGGUGUCCCGACGUUCCCGGGCGGUCCCGCCGCGGUACGUACGGCGUCGAUGUCCUCGCGAGCGCCAGCUAUGACGACACGGUGCGCGUGUGGCGUGAGGACUCCGACGCGGAGUGGGUGUGCGUCGCCGUGCUUGAGGGUCACGCCGGUACAGUCUGGGGCAUUGAGUGGGAACGUCGUCCCAGGGCUGGAGACAAGUUCCCCCGCCUGCUGAGUUUCUCGGCCGACAGCACCAUUCGCCUGUGGACGCUCGACCAGUCAACCGACGAAGACUCCAACGACGCCGAUGGCGGUGCUAAGCCUGCCCUGGGCGGCAUCCCCAACACCAUGCGCCGCUCCCUCAGGGAAGACUGGACAUGCACUGCCACCCUGCCCAAGGUGCACUCAUCAGACGUAUACGCCGCAGCAUGGAGUCCAGAGACGGGUCUCGUGGCCAGCACGGGCAGCGACGGCCUUCUAGUCUUGUAUCAGGAGGACGUCGUGACUGGAGAAUGGUCCAUCCUUGAGGUCCGACACAAUGCCCACGGUCCGUAUGAGGUCAACCAUGCGGCCUGGUGCAAGAGGUGGGACGAUGGCGUGGCAGCUGACAGGAGAGGCGUAGAGGAGAUGCUGGUCACCACGGGGGACGACGGUCUCGUCAGGCCCUGGCAACUCGUGGUGGUCCCAUCCAGCACAUCGUAG
Molecule: messenger RNA, 1302 nt
Organism: Geosmithia morbida
Lineage: Eukaryota; Fungi; Ascomycota; Sordariomycetes; Hypocreales; Bionectriaceae
Product: WD40 repeat
Exons: 1
Coding region: 1-1302 (433 amino acids)
Biological process (GO): iron-sulfur cluster assembly
Cellular component (GO): cytosolic [4Fe-4S] assembly targeting complex
Molecular function (GO): protein binding
Source: RefSeq, a predicted model, not a curated record